Molecule: messenger RNA, 2649 nt
Organism: Stomoxys calcitrans (stable fly)
Lineage: Eukaryota; Metazoa; Arthropoda; Insecta; Diptera; Muscidae
Exons: 2
Coding region: 1067-1783 (238 amino acids)
Molecular function (GO): nucleic acid binding
Source: RefSeq, a predicted model, not a curated record
UCUAGAAGCUCAAGAAGUCAAAUCCCCAGAUCUGUUUAUAUGACAGCUAUAUCAGGUUAUGGACCGAUUUCAACCAUACUUGGCACAGUUGUUGGAUAUCAUGACGAAAUACUUCGUGCAAAAAUUCAUUCAUAUCGGAUAAGAAAUGCGCACUCUAGAGGCUCAAGAAGUCAAGACCCAAGAUCGGUUUAUAUGGCAACAAUAUCAGGUUAUGGACCGAUUUGAACCAUACUUGGCACAGUUUUUGGAUAUAGUAACAAAACACGUCGUGCAAAAUUUCAUUUCAAUCGGAUAAGAAUUGCGCCUUCUAGAGGCUCAAGAAGUCAAGACCCAAGAUCGGUUUAUAUGGCAACAAUAUUAGGUUAUGGACCGAUUUGAACCAUACUUGGCACAGUUUUUGGAUAUAGUAACAAAACACGUCGUGCAUUUCAUCCCAAUCGGAUAAGAAAUUCGCACUCUAGAGGCUCAAGAAGUCAAGACCCAAGAUCGGUUUAUAUGGCAACAUUAUCAGGUUAUGGACCGAUUUGAACCAUACUUGGCACAGUUUUUGGAUAUAGUAACAAAACACGUCGUGCAAAAUUUCAUUCCAAUCGGGUAAGAAUUGCGCCUUCUAGAGGCUCAAGAAGUCAAGACCCAAGAUCGGUUUAUAUGGCAGCUAUAUCAGGUUAUGGACCGAUUUGAACCAUACUUGGCACAGUUGUUGGAUAUCAUAACAAAACACGUCGUGCAAAAUUUCAUCCCAAUCGGAUAAGAAAUUCGCACUCUAGAGGCUCAAGAAGUCAAGACCCAAGAUCGGUUUAUAUGGCAGCUAUAUCAAAACAUGGACCGAUAUGGCCCAUUUACAAUACCAACCGACCUACACUAAUAAGAAGUAUUUGUGCAAAUUUUCAAGCGGCUUGCUUUACUCCUUCGGAAGUUAGCGUGCUUUCGACAGACAGACGGAGGGACGGACGGACAGACGGACAGACGGACGGACAUGGCUAGAUCGACAUAAAAUUUCACGACGAUCAAGAAUAUAUAUACUUUAUGGGGUCUCAGACGAAUAUUUCGAGUAGUUACAAUCAGAAUGGCGAAAUUAGUAUACCCCCCAUCUUUUGGUGGAGGGUAUAAAAAAAGUAGAUCCCUGGCACAAGAUUACAAGACAUUUCUAAAAACUGUUCACAAAUUCAUAUCCGACAAAUACAGUUUGCAUGAUUUUUCGUGGCACUUCAUUCCACCUCACGAUCCACAUAUGGGUGGAUUGUGGGAGGGGGCUGUCAAAUGCAUGAAGUCACAUUUGCGAAAAGUGGCUUCUAAUUCUAAAUUUACCUUUGAAGAGUUCUCCACUCUUCUUGUUCGUAUCGAAAGUGUACUUAAUUCAAGACCCCUUUCUCCUAUGAGCGAAAACCCUACUGACUUAAUCCCGCUCACUCCUGGUCAUUUCUUAAGGGGAACCUCUUUAAUGGCGAUUGCCGAGGAUUGCUCCGACAACUUGCCUUUGCUGAAUCGCUGGCAGAGGCUCAAGGCACUGCAAAUUCAAUUUUCGAAGCGUUGGAAGACAGAAUACAUCUGCGAACUGCAGCGUAGAUAUAAAUGGAAAUCUGCACAGCAAAACUUAAAGGAAAAUGAUUUUGUUGUGGUCAAAGAGGACAACAUUCCACCAAACGAAUGGUGUCUGGGAAGGGUCCUGAAAGUUUUUAAGGGAAAGGAUUCUAAUCCCACCCAAAUGCCGUAUCUGCCAAGAAAGACAUUUUUUGAAGUCGUGUCCAACUUUUCUGGGAAUGACCAUUGCCAAAAGACGUGAAGUGUGGAAAGACAAAGGCUUUUGUUUGAACUGCUUAUGCACAGCAUACACGAGACAUUGGUGCCCGUCGAGGAAAACGUGCAUGGUGUGCCAAAGCCACCAUCACACACUAAUACACGUGGAUUCAUCAGCAAGAACAACACUUCAACGCAAAGACAGCAAAACUCAACCUCGAUCCAAAUCUGAAAACCAAAGACGUCCAUCAUCAUCCAUUCAUCGGAAGAAAUCUUAUGUUGACGAGCGUCUAAGCCGUCGGUCAAAAACGCACGUUUUUCUUCCUACUGCCCUGGGACGGUGCCUUACUUCCAAAGGUCCAGAAAAAACAAGACUUCUCUUGAAUUCAGGCGGCGUACAAACUAUAAUUGUACGAGGAUUGGUGGAUAGACUACACCUCAAGACCACAAAGGACGGAAAAGAGUACUGCACACUUAAUCUGCAGUCUUACCAGGACCCCACUGCCAAAAUACAAGUAUCUGGUGUAGUAAAGUCGCAGCUGAAUAUGGCACUUCCAACAACGGUCCCAGAUGAAAAAUUGAAGACAACAUAUGACCAGAUUACCGACUUAGCGGAUCCACAUUUCUUUGCACCAAAAAAUAUCGAGGUUGUAAUCGCUAACGACCAGCUUCCUAAAAUUUUGAAGGCCGGCAUGAUCCAAACAUCCUCCACGAUGCCGAUCGCCCAAAGCACCAUAUUCGGGUGGACAAUUUCCGGUGCCUGCCACUACUAAGUUGCACUAGUGCAAGGGGGCCGGCAUGUUGAAGCCAGAUCAAAAAACCUAUCCUUAUGCUAACAUAAGUACACACAUAUAUAAUAGAAUUACAUACCUUACUGAUUUACAUUGAAAUAAAUCUUUGAAAUUGUUUUAA